AUGGCGGAUCCGGACCACAUCUACGAGCUCUCGGAGCGCAUUCACUCCAACAUCGAUCACGACAAAAAGGUGGCUGCCUUCCAUGCCCUACAGGAGCACAUAGAUGCCGCCGGCUAUGUUGUCGAAGCCGACUCCAUCACCUCGGCGGUCAAGGUGGCCAUGCGCAGCUCCAACCAGGCCCUGAGCAGCGCCGCCCUCCUCUUCCUCUCGGUCUACAUCUCACUCCUCUACCCGGUCUCGCCCAACCUCGAGCAUCCGGAACCGCAGAACGUCGUCAACCACAACGUGCGCCUGCUAGUCAGCAGCGUCACGCCCAGCGUCAUUGAGAAGCUCGGGGACCAAAAGGAGCGGAUCCGCGAGGCAGCCAGGAACGCACUCGUCGAGCUCGGGCGGGCGGCCUACGGCGUCAGCGGUGCCCAGCUAGCCUCGAGCGGAAAGGGCAAAGAGGUCGAGUCGGCGCUCGGCAUCUUCGAGCGUCUCCUCCGCGAAGGCGGCUUGGCGGCCAAGUUUGCACGGGUCCGCGAGCAGGCCGUGCAGGUUCUGGGGCCCCUGCGUCAGCUGUGCGAGAGGUACCCGGUCCGCCCGCUGCUGCCGUACAUGGUCGACCUCCUGGCCGACGCCGACCCGUCGGUCAGGGAAGCGUCUCGCACGACCAUCGUCGCCCUCUUCAUCAACGCCACAUCAGGGGCCAAGUCGGAGCUGAAGAAGGAGCUCGAGAAGAAGGGCGUGCGCAAGCAGGUCCUUGACGCUGUACUGCGCGAGGUGCUUGCGGGAGGAGGGCCACCAGCAUCGCUACCUUCAGCAGCAGCCGACCCGCCCACACCGAAACCGAUGGGCUUCAUGCCGGUCGACCGAUCCGGGGCGUCGUCCAACGGCGCAUCUGCAUUGCGUUCGUCGCGCGGCCAAGGUGGUCACCCUCCGUCAGCCGCCGUCGACGGCUCUGCAGCAUCAGCAUCGGCAUCGACAUCUACACCUUCGUCGCUGUGGAGCAGGGGGGCGCUGCCGGCAUCCGACGACAUCAAGACUGUAUACGUCGCUUCCCGCAGCGACCUGGAGCGCACCUUCCAAUCCUUCCUGCCCUUCUUCGAAGGCAAGGAGACCGAGCACAACUGGUUACAGCGGGAGCAAAGCACCAUCAAGAUGCGAGGAAUGAUCAAGGCCGGCAUCCCACGCCAGUUCGGCGAAGCGCACUUCGUGACAUGCGUCCGCCUUCUGCAGGAAGGCAUCCUCAAGUCCCUUGCCAGCCUCCGCACCACGCUAUCGAUGCAUGCCGCGGGGCUCCUCGCGGAACUGGCGGUGGCUCUGGGCGACGACCUGGCACCAUGCGUCGAAAGCUUCCUCACAGCGCUGAUGCGCAUGGCGGGCUUCACCAAGAAGAUCAUCGCCAACGCCACGCAGGAGGCCGCCGCUGCCAUCCUCGUCCACGUCUCCUACCGGCAUCUUUACCUCCAGCAGAUCUGGCACGGCCUGCAGGAGAAGAACGUGGCCACCCGCAUCGCCGGCGCUGAUCAUCUCGUCGUCGUGCUGGCCGCCCAUGUGCCGCAGCGCAAGCACAGCAUCGAAUCGCACGGCGGCCUCGACAUCCUCGACAAGUGCUUCCGCCGCGGCCUGUGCGAUCAGAAUCCAGAGGUGCGGUCCAAGUCCCGCGAGGCCUUUUGGAAGUUCUUCGCGGUGUGGAACGCCGAGGCAAAGUCGCUGCUCAAUGCUCUCGAUACGACAGCAAAGAAGCAGGUGAUGGCGUCGGCACCCCCAGGACUUGAUCUGGAAGCGGCGAUCGAGGUCAAGCCGAAGGGAUCAGGCAUCCCCACUCGGAGACCUGGAGGACCGUCGAGCGCCAUCUUGGCCGCCAAGCGAGCUGCCUCGGCGAAAGCGGCGCAGGAGCGGGAGAGGCAGAUGGCUGAAGAGGCCGCAGCUGCUCACGAGGCGCGGUUAGCGGCUGCUGCUGCGGCUUCAGCCUUGCCGGCCACGUCCGAGGCGACGAGACAACCGCCGUCGCAGCGAAUCGCCGUCCCGCUCGAAGGCACGCCUCGGGCGAGACGAGUCGUUAGCGGGCUCAGUCGUUCCACGAACCUCUCUCACCAGCCCAACGGCAUCGCCAUGAGCCCCAGCGGCAGCCUGGUGAGGGCCGAGGCAGCGCAAGUUCCGCUGCCCACGAGCCCGCCCGGCUCUUCAGCCUCGACGCCACGGCCAAGGACCAUCAGCAUCGUCUCUCAGCCUUCGUCCAAUGGGUCCAGCUCCGGACCAAGGUCGCCGACCGCCUACGUGUCGCCGCGUGCUCCCGCCAGCCUGCAAUCGCUGCGGCAGAGGGCGAUCUCGACCUCGUCCAACGGCAGUGGACCCGCGCAAAUGACGCCGUCGGCGAGCUCGAACGGCUCCGGCCAGCGCAGGCACAUGCAGCCGAGCGAGGAGGAAGAAGAUGAAGACCUCGACGACAGCCGUGACAGCGUUGGCGCCGAUGUGGACGAUGACGAUGACGAAGGAGACGUGACGCAGCGCAUUGCCAGCGGCGGGGGGGACGAGGACGAGACGAUGCAGCUACCCGCCCCAGCGGACGUUUCAGUCGACCUGAUGAACUUCGACAGCCCGUUCAAGCUGCCUGGCCGCUCCCUGCCGGGUCAGGGCACGGGCACCGCAGGCGCCUACGGCCUCGGAGACGACAGCAUGGCCUUCAUGGACACGCCUAUGGCCAGACCUGCGUCACGACGUCCGGCACCUUCCCAGCCGCAAGGGCCGCCGAGCCGCAGCGUGUCCGCAACGCAGCUUCCGUUAGAGCCGCACUCCCCAACGGUCUCAUCGUCACCUAGCACGCCAGGGACAGCCAAGAGGCGGUCCGGUUUGCCGCGGCCGGCCUCGAUGUUCCAUCGCGGGCCCAGCCCGCUGUCGAACCGCACGUCGAGCCAGGACCAGCAGGCGUCCAGCAGCGAAGCGGGCGAUAGCGUCGACACGGUCCACCGUCAGCACCGGGCCAGCAAGUCGGUCGACAUGCUCGCAGCAUCACCGGCGGCAGCCGCGCCGGUCUCGCCAUCGAGCAAGGAGAACCGUCCGCUCGGGCCAGCUGAGACAGUGACAGCACCAGAGACGACAACGACCGACCGACCGCACAAGUGGUUCCUCAGCCGUGCCGCGCGGCUCGAGAGCGCCGCUACAACCAUGUCGCCGGCCAAGUCGAAGCCCGAGAGCGCCGAAUGGAUCGCGGCGCUCGCCAGCGGACAGGCAGAUCGGCGCAUCUUCCAGCGGUUGCUGCGCCUCAGCUCCGACUUCAAGGUGCCGCGUCGCGCAGUGUCGAGCGCCGAGGCAGCCGAGGACGAACCGGUGCUGCGGCCAGGACGCCUGCCCGCCUCGUCCUCUGCCGGUGGCGGCGGCGCCCAGGGGUUGGCCAAGAUGGGCGAAGCCGAGGAGUCGGUCCACGGCUCCUCCAGCUCUGGUGGCCGUGCCGCCGCUCGUUCCGGCAGCGACACCGACCUCGCGGUGGAGCUGUGGCAGGACAAUGAGCUGUUCACGCGGCUCCUCUCUGCGCUGUUUGCCUUUGUCCUCUCGACGCCGGCGUCCGAGCUGCAGGUGGCGGGUCUGGUGGUGCUUCACCGUCUCAUUGAGAACCAGCAGCCGCUGUUCGUUGCAUGCUCCAAGGAGACGGAGCUCCUCGACCUGUGCUUUACGCUGCGGCAGCGCAACGCCAAGCCCAACUGGAAGGGCAUGACGGCGUGCCUGGCCGUCCUGUCUGCGUGGGCGUCGUCGACGGACCCCCUGCUGGGCUACUCGGCCACGGCAUCCUGCACCGCACAUCAUCUCACCUCGUCUUCCUCGCCCUCCUCGUCGGCGUCGUCGACGGCCCGCCCAUCUGCCGAGGAAGGCGUGUACAUCCUGGGUCUUUCGACGCUCAAGACGCUGACCGAGAGGCUUCCCGCCGAGCUGAUCGAGGACAUGCUGCCGACGGUCGCAUCGUUGCUUCACGACGCCAUUCAUCAUGCCGACCCGGGCGUGCGGCAGGCUGCCGUCGAGGUCCUGACGGCUGCCAACCGACAGCUAAAAGGCGAGUACGCCGUCAUCUUUGACAUCCUCGCCAAGGCGGGAGAGGUGCAGAGGGACAAGAUGGACCUUCUCGUGUACUACUUCCACAAGAACGCAGCCCUCUCGACCUAG
Messenger RNA from Pseudozyma flocculosa PF-1, 4140 nucleotides. RefSeq lists its product as uncharacterized. Bases 1 to 4140 code for a protein of 1379 amino acids. Gene Ontology annotation, cellular component: mitotic spindle midzone; spindle microtubule; cytoplasmic microtubule. Lineage: Eukaryota; Fungi; Basidiomycota; Ustilaginomycetes; Ustilaginales; Ustilaginaceae. Gene Ontology annotation, molecular function: microtubule binding. Gene Ontology annotation, biological process: mitotic spindle assembly. The transcript has 3 exons. The record is from RefSeq and is a predicted model, not a curated record.